CUCUCUCUUUCUCUCUCUCUCUCUCGUCUUCUCUUUUCGCCUCUUCUUUAUGAAAGUUGAGUGGGGCAAUGGAGAGCUCGGGAUGGGCGGGAGUGAGCCCAAGGAUCUCCUUCUCCCACGACCUCACCCAGGCCGACAUCUCCGGCGGCGACGAUCACCGCCUCGACCUUUCCCUUCCACUGGAUGUAUCCGCGUCCUCCGACUUCGACUUCGUCCUCGGCGCAGACAUCUUCUCCCACGACUCCUCCCUCGCCGACGACCUCUUCUCCGACGGCAAACUCCUCGCCUUACCCAUCAAGAAUCCCCCAUCCUCCUCCUCCGCCGCCUCCCCGUCGUCGCUGCCGUCAGCAUCAGCAGCCGAUCCACCUGCAGCGCCGAAGCCGGCGAGCGCACGCAGGAGGAAGCGCGGCAGCCUUCGGGAGAUCAUGGCGAGCUGUAGCGAGGGCGGCGUCGGCAUCGGAAGGCCCUCCCCCCGCAGGAGCAGCAGCCUCAACUGCGGAGACAGCAGGAGAAGCCUUUGUCCGUUCCCUUUGCUGCGGAGCAAGUCCUCGGGCUCGAUGCCGAUGAACCCAUCGAGCACUAAGCACUGCGACAAUUCCAGCAUCAACACGAUUGCCAGUUUUAGCAGCCCGUUCACGGAGUUGUUCAGGAAAGGCUCAAAGGAACCGAAGACCAGAGUCUACUAUUACUCGGGGAGCUCGCGACGGUCACACGGGAAUGCGGUGAGAAUCAGUCCGAUCAUAAACGUGCCGACGCCGAGCAGUAUGAGCAUAUUUAGCUUUCUACUUUGCAAGCAUGGGGACAAGAACAUGGCCAAGAGCUCAGCUGUUACCUGUUACCCGUAGUGGCGUGUGUUGGUUUGAAAUUAUUAGGAGGGAGGGGGCGGGACAACGGGGGGGUUGUUUGCUUGUGAUCAUAGGAGCUGCUUUUGAGAAAGAGGGGGAGGGGGGGGGCUUCUUCCUUACCCUUCUUUUCCAUGCCCUUCAUCUUUAUCACUUUGGAGUGCUUGUGGGACAGCAAGGGGUGCUUAGGCCAUGGGGGACAGCAAGAACACCACCCCCUCCCCUCUCCAUGACUGGUGGGUUGCUUGGAAAGUUUAUGGACCAUUUCAUCUCUCUCUCUCUCUCUCUGUCUCUCUUCCCAUUCCAUUCCUUGGUCCUAUGAUUUUUCUUCGGGUUUGAUAGUAAUUUCGUGGAGGAGUGGUAUGCUUUUAUAUGAACAACUUGAAGCUUGUGAAGCCUUUUGACUUUGGCUGCUACCUGCAUCUAUAUAUGUUAUUGUAUUUAAUGCCUUCCGCAAUGCUACGUUGUGUCCUAUGUAACCACAGUUGGUGGAAAGAUAAGAAGUCAUAUUCUUCUUGUCUUUAUGACUUGACUCUGAUGGCGCACCCACCGGUGAGGGAUGCUUGGGAAAGUAAUUAUUUCGAAAAGAAGUCUUUGGAUGUAUCGUAUGCAGUAUGGUUUU
Messenger RNA from Musa acuminata subsp. malaccensis (wild Malaysian banana), 1464 nucleotides. RefSeq lists its product as uncharacterized. NCBI's taxonomy places the organism in Eukaryota, Viridiplantae, Streptophyta, Magnoliopsida, Zingiberales, Musaceae. The record is from RefSeq and is a predicted model, not a curated record.